AUGGUUCUUCUAGCAAAAAUUCUAAGCCCAGUCUUGGGGGUGACCUCGGAAGCCAUCCAUGCCGCUCGCGAAAGCUCCUCAUCUCGGAAACAAGCUACUUCCACAUCUCCAGAUUCUUCGGUUACAGAUAAUGUCGAGCUCGAGGCUAGGGCCGAUAAGCCCAAUGACAAUGGUAUAAUUGAUCAAAACGAUGAGAAACGCAAGAUUGAGGUCGACAUAGCCGAAUUUGACUAUGUAAACGGCUUCGACCAAGACGAGGCCGUAUGGGAAUUCGACGAAAUCGCCGAUAGCAUGCGAACAACAAACAACGACGAUACAGCACUAGAAGAAAGAGAAUCAAUAGUAGAAGAGACAGAAGAUGUUAGACUCAACGAAAGAGAAGCCCUGGUUCGCGAUCUUGUCGCUUUGGCGGGACCACCGCCCCCUCAACCAAUACAAAGGCUCCCAUGUCCCGUAAUCAUUCCUCAACGACGACCACGAAAGCGAGAACGAGGGUUUGUGCGCGCCUAUGCGCCUGUUCUUGCUGACAGCGGAGUUAGCGAGGACGUAUUUCUCGAGUUUCUCGAAGACUUCGAUCGAGUUAGCAAGGUAACAUCCUUCCUCCUCUCCCUGGUCCUUGAUCUGUAUAAGAAGCGUGAUGCUGAUGAAGUACAGGCCUCCGCAUGGAUCGAAGUAAUCCAAAUCGCCGGCGGCGUACUGGGCUUUGUCCCCAUCCUCGCAGCCCAAAUCACUAGUGCCGUCGUCCAAGUCGUCGCCGGCACCGCGCGAGAACUCCAAAAGCGUCAUCGCAAGAACUCAUUUCUGGAUCGCGUCAAUCAGGAGAUUUUUAUGCCGCGAGGCCUGUAUGCGAUGGUGAUGGCGUUCAAGGAUGCGGUUCCUGGACAGCAGCAGCAGCAGGGAUCACUGUUUUCAAAGGAACGGCUAGACUUGAAUCAGACAGUCGAGAAGUUUAGGGAUCCGGAUCCGAAUAUGACGAAGUUCAAGAAGGGUAUGAAUGAUAUUAGGCUUGUGAGCGGCAAGACGCGUGGCGAGAUUGAGUUGCCCGAAGCUGCGGCUUUGAUAUAUCCGGAUCUGAAUCGGGUAGUCUUGGAAGAGGGUGAGGGACUAGCAAAGAUUCGCGAUAAAUUGAGGAAUGCCGGGGAAUGGUAUAAUGAUUACAGUGAUAGGAAGGCACAUGCAUUUUUCGAGGCCAAGCACGAAGGAUCAGCCCUAGUCAUACCCUCCGAGCAACGCAAACCUUUGAAAUCUCGCUUCAACGACCCCAACCAUCCCGCAAACAGUGGCUCAUUAAUCUCAAUUCUGACGGGAGGACACAUCCCUGUCCCGGGGGUUGAUAAGAUGAUGGCCGAGACACAACAGCUGGUUGAGACUGGUAUCAAGCGUCUUGUAAAGGGGAAAUCUUCCGUUGAGGAAGAGGGAGAAUCGAAUGGACAGCCACCAGAACUUAUUACUAGACGGAUAAUUAAGAAGGUGUUACAAGAAGAUGUGUUGUAUUUAGUGGUUGUCAAUCUUCCUAGUCAGGAGGAGGUGGAGGAAUCUGUUGCGAAGCUGGAGAGUAUUGCGAAGGAGGUUGAGGCUGCAUCUUCUGAAUAA
Messenger RNA from Talaromyces amestolkiae, 1593 nucleotides. RefSeq lists its product as uncharacterized. The transcript is spliced from 2 exons. NCBI's taxonomy places the organism in Eukaryota, Fungi, Ascomycota, Eurotiomycetes, Eurotiales, Trichocomaceae. Bases 1 to 1593 code for a protein of 530 amino acids. The record is from RefSeq and is a predicted model, not a curated record.